CCCCGACGCACCCCGGCUCUGUGUCCUCCCGCAUCGAGCCGACCAACCUUUAGAUCGAGAGCGCGACUGCCCUGCCAUGGUAUUCCAAGAACCGCCAAACGAUUAAAAACGAUAGAUAUUCAUUGGGAGGAAACAUGGAUUCGCAUUGUGGACCGACCUCAUUCUCCCUCGACCACGGCGGUAACCAUGCCGACCCCCUUACAAUCGAUACUCAAGUCCCCAGAGCGACGAGGGCCCAAUCAAUACACCAAGAAGAUGAAGGCAAUGCGACCGUUGAACUCGCCUCGAUAAUGAUGGCGGCAUCAAACCCCGUGUCGCCGGGGCCAAAUCCGCCGCUCGACCCGGAGCGCAUGCAGGAAUUCAUACCUCCCACCCGGCCGAGCAGCACGCCAUUCCCACAGCCUGAGCCGCGCAGUACGGAGCUUCGCUGUAGCAGCUGUCCAACAAAUCGAUUGUUGGGUUCGAAUACCUCGGACGCUACCGGCUUGCCCCCACCACCUUCGACUGGAACGACCGCCAACACCGGCCUCAAUGACCUCCCUACCGAAAUCCACGAAUGUAUCCUCGACCACCUGUUUGGAUUCCGGGUUUCGGCCACCUCCAAAAGUUCUAUAACGCGCUGGGGAACCGCACUACGUCAUCCACGGCGGAAAGAACUGUCUGAACUGUCGCUUGUAAGCGGGGCGUGGAGGAUAUUGAUCCAGGAGCGACUGUACCGGCACAUCAAGCUGAAGGCAUCCAUUGAGUCUCUGAGAAGCUCCAUGGCCUACUUCUCAGCUCGCCCGCAUCUGCGAUCUUAUGUCAAACAUGUCGAGAUAUGGUUCCCCGUGUUCCACCCCAAACACAGGCCAUUGGCGCUAUCCAACGCAAACACCCUUCCGACGGUGACCCCGGAUGGACUGACGACCGCUUCUUAUGUGUUGCCAAUGGAUAACUGCUCCCUGGAGGAGGCUUUCUAUUUCGUGGCAGAAUCUCUCCCGGAGGUCUGCGUCUUGACGUUGGAGGGGGGCGAACGGAAGAAGGCGCCUAAAGUGAGACAUUGGAUUCGAAAUUCCGGCGAGCAGAGUGUGCGGGUAAUGCCCAAGGUACAUUCCGUCCGAACUCUCAUCUCCAAGGGGCAGUGGAACUUGAUAAGGGAGGAAGAUGACUUCCAGAACAUCAUGUCGGCGUUGCCCAACCUGCAGGAAUGGCACGGCUCGUACAGCAAGCCCAAGUCCAAGAGCUACCUCACCAUGGCCAGCAUCCUCGCGAAACCCAUGCGCCUCACGAGUCUUGAUCUGUGCAUCGAAGGGGAUUACCGCCGCGAGUUGUCGUUUCCUCCUUAUAUUCUCAAGGUAUCGAGCAGGGUACAUUUCUGUUCACGACUGGCUACCGGCGCUGCGUCCCCGUCGCUCGAGCACAUCUCAUACACGGGCAGGGUCUGCAAGCAAUUUUUUAUUGAUCUCAUGUCCAAGAGCAAGGACCCGAGGAACGCGCGCCUGAAGUCGAUUGACCUUACUGUGAAGAAUUGCUGCCGGCAGGUGGCGCACUGGAACGAGUCUGGAUCCGGCAUUACAGAUAUGAAUUUCAUCAACGCGUUCGAGGAGCUGGUCAUCGCGGGCAUUCGGGCUCUGGGACGACUCAAAUCGGUCGAGUAUCUUAGGAUCCGCUACGUGGAUCUAGACUCGCCAUUCCCACCGCUCAACCCACAUUUCCUCCUACGUAACGGGCGGUGCUCGGGCGUCUGGAGCGACGCUAUCAUCGCCGAGAUGAACCGCGCCCAACCCAGCGCCCGCUUCGAGGAGCUAUCCGAAUCCUUCGGCGAGGUUGGGUACCGGAAAGACGGCCGGAUGACGUUCAACCCGGAGUUUCCGACGUCCAGCUCUCGGACGAUUUCUCUCAAGUUGUCCAACUAUGCGCUGCUCAGCGCCGGGGCCCCAUGAGGUUCGAAACGAGCGGCAACCUCGUGUUUAUCGGGACUAUCGGUAUCCAUCCAAUACACGCUCGAUGGAUUUAACAGGACA
Molecule: messenger RNA, 2003 nt
Organism: Chaetomium fimeti
Lineage: Eukaryota; Fungi; Ascomycota; Sordariomycetes; Sordariales; Chaetomiaceae
Exons: 2
Coding region: 135-1922 (595 amino acids)
Source: RefSeq, a predicted model, not a curated record